This is a messenger RNA of Carassius gibelio (silver crucian carp), 1920 nucleotides long. Its product is annotated as gastrula zinc finger protein XlCGF8.2DB-like. The record is from RefSeq and is a predicted model, not a curated record. The transcript has 3 exons. NCBI's taxonomy places the organism in Eukaryota, Metazoa, Chordata, Actinopteri, Cypriniformes, Cyprinidae. Bases 128 to 1144 code for a protein of 338 amino acids. Gene Ontology annotation, biological process: regulation of transcription by RNA polymerase II. Gene Ontology annotation, molecular function: RNA polymerase II cis-regulatory region sequence-specific DNA binding; DNA-binding transcription factor activity.
GUCUGGUGAUGUGACGUCAUGAGGCUGCGCCGCGCUCCUGUCUCUGUUGUGAUUCUUCUGCAGAAAGGACAAAGUAACCAAACAUAGGCAAAAGUGAGUGAGAUCCACGUGACACACUUUUAUAAAGAUGGAGUUUAUUAAAGAGGAGGGUGAAGAUGUGAGGAUUGAAGAAACAUUCAGAAUCAAACAUGAAGAUGAAGAUACUGAGGAACAAACAGUCCUGAUGCUGCUGAAAGAAGAGAAUGAAAUGGAAGAGAAAACCCAGUAUGAGCAAGAUCUUGAUUUCAUACCUGGAGAAAAAUAUUUUAUUUGCUCACAGGCUCAAAAGUCCCCAAAAAAGGAUUCUUCUCGAAAAAGAGCCCAAAAUACAGACACUAGAAGUCAUUUCACCUGUCAACAGUGUGGGAAAAGUUUCAGUAGAAAAGAAAGCUUUAAAGUCCACAUGAGAACUCACACUGGAGAGAAACCUUACACCUGCCAACAGUGUGGAAAAGGUUUCUCUCGAAAAGUAAGCCUUCUAGUUCAUAUGGGAGUUCACACUGGAGCGUCUCCUUUCACCUGCCAACAGUGUGGAAACAGUUUCACUCAGAGAGGAAGCCUUAAAAUGCACAUGAGGAUUCACACUGGAGAGAGCUCUUUCACCUGCCAACAGUGUGGGAAAAGUUUCAUUCGAAAAGGAGGUCUUAAAAGCCACAUGGGUGUCCACACUGGAGAGAAGCCCUACACCUGCAAACUGUGUGGAAAGAGUUUUACACACAAAAACACUCUCAAUUCCCAUAUAAAAUUUCACACUGGAGAGAGCUCGUUCAUUUGCAAUCUGUGUGAGAAGAGCUUCUCGCGAAAAGAAAGUCUUAAGAAACACAUGCACAUUCACACUGGAGAGAAGCCGUACGUAUGUUAUCAGUGUGGAAGAAGUUUCACACAAAAACCAACUCUUAGUACCCACGUGAGAGGUCACACUGGAGAGAAGCCUUACACCUGCAAUCUGUGUGGAAAGAGCUUCUCGCAAAAAGGAAAUCUUACCAUUCAUAUGAGAAUUCACACCGGAGAAAAGCCUUUUGUUUGUGUUCAGUGCGGCAAGAGUUACAGAAGUAAAGUAAACCUUAAUUCCCACAUGAAGAAUCACUCGCGAAAACUGUUCUAAACGUCAUCAAUGUGGAAAAUGUUUCACACUUACUCUUUGUCAGUGCCAGCUUCACCCAGCCUUCUGGCUCUGCUCCCUUCACUGAUUCCAUUGGGCUUCCUGGCUCUGUCCGUUUCGCCAAACUCCUCGGCUCCUUCCCUGCUAGCUACUCCCAACCUCCAGCUCUCCCUCGGGCUUCCCAGAUCUAUGGGACUCUGAGAGUCCCAUAGAUCUGCUCUACUAUCAGCUCUACUAUUUGGUAACAAACACUUUAACAGUUGGCCCUAAAUUCAAAUAUUUCUAAAUAAUAAAGGAAUAUUAUUGAAAAAUAAUGAAUUACAGAUAAAGACACAAGGUAAAAACUAGAAGAAGAAAAAUUCUAUAGAGGUUCUAUAAACUCAUUAAUAAUGUUUUCAAAGAAAUUUGCAAUAAUUAUAUAUAUUAAUUUUUUUUAUUAUAUUGUAAAAUAAAACGCAUGUAUUAAAACAACAAUAUUGUAACAAUACAGUAUGUACAUUUUCUUUUUUUAUAUAUGAAUUAUUAUUUUCAAACCCAGUAUCAGCAUUUUGGUGGGUUGCGAGUAAGUAAAGGCCUAUGCAGCACUGGUUUCGAAGCGUGUAAAUGAAUGAAAUGAAGUGAUCUCAAAUGAUGAUCUAAAAUGGUAAUUGUGAAUUAACAGCUGUUGGUAUGCAAAUGAGUGCUCUGAAAAUGAGAACACUUGUGUCCAUCCCUGUGUAUGUGUACUAAUACAUACUCAUUAAAUGUAUUCAAAUAAAAUACAAAAAUAUGGCUGUCAA